Molecule: messenger RNA, 972 nt
Organism: Sceloporus undulatus (fence lizard)
Lineage: Eukaryota; Metazoa; Chordata; Lepidosauria; Squamata; Phrynosomatidae
Gene: POLD4
Product: DNA polymerase delta 4, accessory subunit
Exons: 5
Coding region: 198-533 (111 amino acids)
Biological process (GO): DNA-templated DNA replication; DNA synthesis involved in DNA repair
Cellular component (GO): delta DNA polymerase complex
Molecular function (GO): DNA-directed DNA polymerase activity
Source: RefSeq, a predicted model, not a curated record
UAAGGCAAAGCGAAAGUAGCUCUGUCACUGGAGGACAGCGCCAGCAGCAGCAGCAGCAGCAGCCAGACCUUCCUCUCUCUCAGCCUGCUGGGCUCCUGUCCCUUCUUCAUCGUCCACCCGAGACCCAAUGAUCGCGGGUGGAGGUUUGGCAUCCUGCCCGAGCAGUUGUUUGUGCUCCCUGAGCAUUGCAUGGAGCCAUGGGUAGAAAGCGACUUAUCACAGACUCAUUCCAAGUGGUGAAGAAGAGGAAAAGAGGGAGUAAGGAAGAAAAGGAAAGUCAGAGCCCAACCCAUGACACAGUCCAGGCAGAAUCUCCCUUGCAAGAUACUGCGCAGCCAGAUCAGGUGGAGCUACUGAAGCAGUUUGACCUCAGCUGGCAAUAUGGUCCCUGCACUGGAAUCACCCGCUUGCAGCGCUGGGAGAGAGCAGAGUUGUUGGGUCUCAGUCCUCCUGCCACUGUGAAAGAAUUGUUGUUGAAGCACAAUCAGGAUCCCCUUGUUAUAUACAGCUUGUGGUAUGGAUACUCCAUGUGAGAAGAGCAACUGGUGGUUUCCUGGGCAGCAAAGGAGUUCCUGCUGGCUUGGCAUGAUAGCUGUAUGGAUAAUUCAUUCCUGUAAUGGACACUGUUUUGUGGUGGGAGGCCAAGGCUCCCUGCUGGUCUCCAGUCAUGGUUCUGUCCUCAGCCUCUGUGUCUACAAUCAGUCCAGGACUUAUACUAAACUGGCUUUUGCUACUUUGAAUAAAAGUUUGUUAGAGUACUAAUGUGGUCUAGGUCAAGUUAAGAUAGUAUUUGUGACUUGUGAGUCCCUGUCUAUUGUGACAGCCAAAACUCAGACCCAGGAUGAAUAGUUCUUAAAGCCAAAUUAGCUGCGGCACUAUUUUUCUAUUAAUGUUUUAUUACAUUUUAAAAUUCAUUUCCUUUUUGUAACCACCCUUGGCUGUACAGUAAAGCUGAUUGAUUGUUGCAAAUGA